AUGAGCGAGACGGUUGUCAUCGAUAACGGAUCCGGAACGUGCAAGGCCGGAUUUGCUGGACAAAGCGGUCCGCGCGCGAUCGUGCCCACUGUCGUCGGACGGCGCUCCCUGUGCCCGAGGGAGUGGAUCGAACCGAGACAUCUCAUACUUGGAGAAAACGUAAAACGAUGUCCAAAUCUGCAACUCACCUACCCGAUCGAGCGCGGACUUGUGACGAACUGGAAUGACAUGGAGAAGAUCUGGUUUCAUACGUUUUACAGUCAAUUGCUCGUUCCUCCUGAAAACCACCCCAUCUUUCUCACCGAUUCGCCAUCAAAUCCUAAACAAAAUCGCGAAAAGAUGGCCGAAAUCAUGUUCGAGGCAUUUACCACUCCCGCACUGUCGAUCGCCAACCAGGCGGCACUCUGUCUUUACGCCUCGAAUCGCACGACAGGCGUCGUCCUUGACUCCGGCCACGGUGUGACCCACGCCUCUCCGGUUAUCGACGGACUGACGUUGCCGCACGCCACCAUGCGGCUAGACUUGGGUGGGAGCGAUUUGACGGAAUAUCUCGCUAAGAGUUUAAGGCAAGAAGGAUGGGAAUUAGCUAGCCCGACGGCAACGGACGUCGCCCGUCACAUUAAAGAGAACAUGACGUACGUAACUAUUGAUUUCAAGAAGGAAAUGGAAGUGGCGUCUACGACUCUUUCGGUAGAAAUGAGCUAUGAGCUACCCAACAAACAGGUGGUGACCAUCAGCGAGGACCGUUUCCUCUGUCCGGAGUCGUUGUUUCAACCACCUGUGAUUGAGCUUGCGUCGCGUGGAAUUCAGGAUGCGAUCUACGACUCCAUUAACGCUUGCGAAGAGAACAGAUGGCGUGAACUUUACCGAAACAUCGUGCUGUCUGGUGGUAAUACCAUGUUCCCGGGGAUUGAAGACAGACUGCAGAAGCAGAUUGCGUCGUUGCAGCCAAGUGUGCACCAGAUCAAUAUUAUUGCUCCGUCCGAGCGCAAGUACAGUGCUUGGAUUGGUGGAUCGAUAUUGGCUUCGCUUUCUUCGUUUCAGAAGAUGUGGAUCAUCAAAGAGGAGUAUGAUGAAUUUGGACCCUGUGCUGUUCAUAGAAAGUGCUUUUAAUUUUAGCUUACUGUAUGUGUCGUGUCUGUCCGGUGGAUAAAUUGCGAGAUUGAACAGAGCUCAAGUGUAGACAAUCUAACACAACAUCUAAUUUUGUGGAGUAUAUAUAGCA
This is a messenger RNA of Corticium candelabrum, 1225 nucleotides long. RefSeq names its product actin-3-like. NCBI's taxonomy places the organism in Eukaryota, Metazoa, Porifera, Homoscleromorpha, Homosclerophorida, Plakinidae. The record is from RefSeq and is a predicted model, not a curated record. The transcript has 3 exons. The coding region runs from base 1 to 1113 and encodes 370 amino acids.